This is a messenger RNA of Malassezia vespertilionis, 1908 nucleotides long. RefSeq names its product Translation factor guf1 mitochondrial (gene GUF1). The record is from RefSeq and is a predicted model, not a curated record. Gene Ontology annotation, cellular component: mitochondrion. The transcript has 5 exons. Gene Ontology annotation, biological process: positive regulation of translation. Gene Ontology annotation, molecular function: mitochondrial ribosome binding; GTP binding; GTPase activity. The coding region runs from base 1 to 1908 and encodes 635 amino acids. NCBI's taxonomy places the organism in Eukaryota, Fungi, Basidiomycota, Malasseziomycetes, Malasseziales, Malasseziaceae.
AUGCGCGGUGCUGCAGGUGCUGUCCGCACUGUGCUGCCGUACGAUACGCUUGAGACGCGCUCCUUUUCCAUCAUUGCGCAUAUCGACCACGGCAAAUCAACGCUUGCCGACCGCCUGCUGGAGCAUACCCAGACCAUUCCCAGUGACGGAAGCAACAAGCAGGUUCUCGAUAAACUCAAAGUCGAGCGCGAGCGCGGCAUCACAGUCAAGUCGCAGGCAGUGAGCAUGCUGUACAAAGAUCCCAACCGCACCGAUACCAAACCGAUCCUGCUCAACUUGAUUGAUACUCCAGGUCAUGUCGAUUUUGCCUACGAAGUCCGCCGAAGCCUCUCGGUGUGCCAAUCUGCUCUGUUGGUCGUGGAUGCCACGCAGGGAAUCCAAGCACAGUCGAUCUCCGUAUUCAAGAUUGCACAGCAGUGUGGCGUAAAGAUCAUCCCCGUGCUGAACAAGGUCGAUUUGCCCGCCUCAAACCCUGCGCGGUGCGUUGCGCAGCUGAGCGAUAUAUUGGGCAUCGACAUGGCCGAUCCCGCGAAUGCGCCGCUGCUGGUGAGUGCAAAAACAGGAGAGGGCGUCGACAAGGUGCUGCACGCUCUAAUUUCGCGCACACAGCCGCUUUUAGGCGUCGAGGGCGGCGCGAUAGAACAGCGCGGCCUGCACGGCCUACGCGCGCUCGUAUUUGACAGCUGGUACGACAAGUACCGCGGCGUGAUUGCACUGACGAGCAUUGUGGAUGGCGCCGUACGCAAAGGCGAUCACAUUGCAUCGAUGCACACGGGCAAAAAGUACGAAGUGUUGGAUCUUGGCGUGCACCAUCCAGGCCCCAUUUCCACGCCGGUGUUGCGCAAAGGCCAGGUUGGGUGGAUCAUUACCAACAUGAAAGACACGGAGGAAGCGAGCGUCGGCGACACUUUCCACCGCGUUGGCGAACGCAUCGAGGCGCUGCCUGGGUUCCGCCCCGCGGUGCCGACGGUGUUUGCCGGCAUCUUUCCCACCGCCAAGACCGACUUUCUCAAGCUCGAGGACGCCAUUCAGCGGCUUGCGAUCAAUGACCGCUCCAUCACGAUGCAGCGCGAAUCCAUGAUGGCGCUUGGCCAGGGCUACCGCCUCGGCUUCCUCGGCACCCUGCACCUGGACGUGUUUCGCCAAAGGCUCGAGGACGAGUACGGACACGAGAUCAUAGUCACGACUCCCACGGUGCCCUUUCGCAUCACGUACAAAAACGGUGCGCAAGUCCUCUGCUCCAACCCCGUCGAAUUUCCCGACGAGUCUGUGCGAAAAACGCACGUUGCGGAUAUGCAAGAGCCGACCGUGCUCGGCUCGCUGGUAUGCCCCGAGGAAUACACUGGCGCAAUGAUGGAGCUGUGUGCAGAGCACCGCGGCGAACAGCUCGACAUCGACUUCUCCAAUGCAGGCGCCACGCAAGUGCAUAUGCUGUACAAACUUCCGCUAGCCGAAGUCGUAACCGACUUCUUUGACAAGCUCAAAUCGCGCUCUUCUGGAUUUGCCUCGUUCGACUACGAGGACGGCGACUAUGCGUCAUCUGACCUGAUCAAGCUGCGUUUCCUCGUGGCCAAUGCGCCGGUAGACGCCUUGGAGCUCGUACUGCAUCGCUCCAAGGCGGUGCAGUAUGCGCGAAUGUGGGUUAAGAAACUCAAGGACGCCAUCCCGCGCCAGCAAUUCGAGAUCAAGAUCCAGGCAUGUGCUGGCAGCAAAGUGCUUGCGAGCGAGACACAGAGUGCAUACCGCAAAGACGUCACCGCAGGACUGUACGGCGGGCAUUAUGAGCGCAAGCUCAAGCAUCUAAAUAAACAAAAAGAGGGCAAGAAGAAGCUCAAGGCCAUGUCGCUGGGCAGGGUGCGUGUGCCGCAAGAGGUGUUUGUGAAGAUCCUCGAUACGCGCAAGAAAUAG